AUCAUGAACGAACAAUAUUAAAAUUUCGUGAAACAGUUAAAAAUAUACAAUUUCAAAAUGAACAAUGUAAAAAACAAAUUGAAAAAUAUGAUGAACAACUAAAACUUGUUGGUUCAGUUCAAUCAAUUGAAUUUAAAGUCAAAAUUGUUGAAACUAAAACAUAUGGUGAAAUAAUUGAAAAUGAAUUUUAA
Molecule: messenger RNA, 191 nt
Organism: Rotaria sordida
Lineage: Eukaryota; Metazoa; Rotifera; Eurotatoria; Philodinida; Philodinidae
Source: the annotation of a GenBank genome assembly